AUGUCCAUCCCAGAAAAGACUGAUGUCCUCGUCAUUGGAGGUGGGCCGGCUGGUUCCUAUGCAGCUUCUGUGCUAGCUCGGGAGGGAGUAGAUGUCGUACUGCUUGAAAGCGACAAAUUUCCAAGAUACCAUGUUGGCGAGAGCAUGCUCGCAUCUAUGCGUUUCUUCCUACGAUUUAUCGACCUAGAGAAGACAUUUGAUGCUCACGGGUUCCAGAAGAAGUUUGGUGCAACCUUCAAGAUUACGGAGAAGAAGGCAGCUUACACCGACUUUGCCGCUGCGCUUGGCCCUGGCGGUUUCUCAUGGAACGUCGUCCGAUCAGAAUCGGAUGAGCUAAUCUUCAAACACGCUGGCGAGAGUGGCGCUAAAACUUUCGAUGGGACUAAAGUAGAGUCUCUUACUUUUGAAUCAUACUCAGACGGCGAAUUCAGUGCCGAGAACCACCUUGCCAACCCUGGGCGUCCAACUACUGCAACCUGGAGUCGCAAGACUGGCGAGACUGGCACAAUUCAAUUUGGACAUGUCAUUGAUGCCAGCGGUCGCAACGGCAUUAUUUCUACCAAAUACCUUAAGAACCGCCGAUUCAAUCAAGGGCUGAAAAAUAUCGCGAAUUGGACUUAUUGGAAGGGUGCUACCAAAUACAACGCGGGCAGUGAGACCGAGAAUUCGCCAUUCUUCGAGGCUUUGUCAGAUGGGAGCGGAUGGGUGUGGGCGAUCCCACUGCACAACGAUACGCUCUCCUGCGGUAUCGUUGUCUAUCAAGAGCUCUUUUUCGCCAAAAAGAAGGCAUCCGGUCUGGAUGGGCUCUCCUUCUACAAGGAAUAUCUCAAGCUUGCGCCGCAGAUCAACUCUAUGGUUGCAAAUGCUGAGAUAGUCAGUGAGAUGAAGCAGGCUUCGGACUGGUCCUACAGCGCUUCUGCGUAUGCUGGUCCGGGUUUCAGGAUCGUGGGAGACGCUGGCUGCUUUGUCGAUCCGUACUUCUCCUCUGGAGUACACCUCGCUCUGACGUCCGGUCUCUCAGCGGCGGUCACAAUCCAAGCCGUCCGCCGUGGACAGGCUGGAGAAGAGCAAGCUGCCAAGUGGCAUGCUACCAAGGUCUCGGAAGGUUACACCCGUUUUCUGCUGCUUGUCAUGACGGUUCUCCGGCAAUUGAGGAUGAAAGAAGCAGCACUCAUUACUUCCGAGCAGGAAGAAGGUUUCGAUAUGGCGUUCAAGACCAUACAGCCGGUCAUUCAAGGCAUCGCUGACACAAAUACGGAGGAUGCUGACGUCCAAAAGCGAACAGCUAAGUCAAUCAACUUUGGGCUAGAGUCCAUGAAUGUGUCUUCUGCGGCAGAGGAUGCGGUAGUGAAGAAGAUUAGAGAGGCAGAGAACAGACCGGAGAUGCUCGAGAAGCUGACAACGGAAGAGGUUUCCAUCCUCGACCGAAUCACUAAGCGGACGUUUGCACACGAGAAAGACGAGCUAAAUCUCACCCACUUCACUGGUGAGGUGAUUGAUGGGUUUUCAGCCAGACUUGUGCGUGGCGAUCUUGGCUUCGUCAACCAUGCGGCCCAACCGGCCACUGCUGACCAGCCCGUCGUCAGUGCUGCGGUUGAUAUGAGUGGACUGGACCGGAACAUCAAGCAGGCAGCAUGA
Messenger RNA from Bipolaris oryzae ATCC 44560, 1638 nucleotides. RefSeq lists its product as uncharacterized. NCBI's taxonomy places the organism in Eukaryota, Fungi, Ascomycota, Dothideomycetes, Pleosporales, Pleosporaceae. Gene Ontology annotation, molecular function: catalytic activity; FAD binding. The record is from RefSeq and is a predicted model, not a curated record. The transcript is spliced from 6 exons. The coding region runs from base 1 to 1638 and encodes 545 amino acids.